Amphibalanus amphitrite is the source of this 1436-nucleotide messenger RNA. RefSeq names its product sodium-dependent proline transporter-like. The record is from RefSeq and is a predicted model, not a curated record. Gene Ontology annotation, biological process: sodium ion transmembrane transport. Gene Ontology annotation, cellular component: membrane. Lineage: Eukaryota; Metazoa; Arthropoda; Thecostraca; Balanomorpha; Balanidae. Bases 229 to 663 code for a protein of 144 amino acids. The transcript has 3 exons.
UCGGCGCGCUUUGCCAGUCGCCGCACGGAGCUCGGAGUGACGCGCGCCGGCUGCAGGAGGGUCGGACGGUGGACGAGCGGACGCCGGGCGCAGAGGCCGAGGGACAUCAGUGACCUCCAGCAGCAGCUCGGUCGACGCGGCGGCCCGUACGCCCGACUCCGGCCCCCCGACUGAGCGAGGGCAGCGUCCAGGACCGGUUGGCACUGAAGGACCGACAGACGACGCACCAUGGGCCUCGACGACAGCAAGGCGGGCCGGCCACCGGUACCCAACUCGUCCGUUGAACACCUGUUUGAGGGCGACGAGAACCCCGAGCGAGGCAACUGGACCGGCAAGCUCGACUUCCUCCUCUCCUGUCUCGGAUAUGCCGUCGGUCUGGGGAACGUGUGGCGGUUUCCGUACCUGUGCUACCAGAACGGCGGCGGGGCCUUCCUCAUCCCCUACGCCAUCAUGCUGUUCUGCCUGGGCGUCCCGAUCUUCCUGCUGGAGCUCACUAUCGGCCAGUUCAGUGCCAUGGCUCCCAUCACACUCUACAAGCACUACGCGCCCGCCUUCAAAGGUGAGAAGGGAGGGGAUUCGAACCCGCCGCGACGGCACGGAGAAGCAGGCGAUGGUGUGUGUUUGUGUGGGUACUUCCGAACAGACAUGAGCAAAGCAGCAUGAGAGAAACAUCUGUUUGUACUAGCUCUCCCACACGGAUAUCGUCAAACUUAAGCUCGGAUUGGCACAGAAAGACUAGGUCAGUGUCAAACCGAUCGCGACGACCUUCAGUGGAACCGCAGACCGGUGGCAUGUGACUAACCCAGCCAUGAAAUUAUGCCGAGAAGAAAAGAAUCGCAAUGCAGCGCGAUGGGCUAGUUGGAUGUCUGCCAGAAAGUGACGGAUAGCAUACCUAUACUGCUUGACCUCUGAUUAUAAUUCAAACUGGAUUACAUGGUCAGUGUCACAUCACAUACCAGCAUCUGCGAUGCUGGGCUCCGCAUCGCGGGACCGCAGGUUGUUUGAGCAAGCACCUCUGUGACCCACUCACCAUUGAAAGCAGCAAAAACGCCCGCCGCCAAACGAGAGAACGAGCAUUGCACGUGCAGACCGGAGUGGGUGUGCUACAAACUGACAAGCACGGCAUCCUAUUCGCCGGUCUACAGUGGUGUGCCAAAUUUGAGUGUAAUCGGCCCGGCCGUUUUCGAGAUCUUGAAGCGGCACCCUUCACGUGCGCACGUGCAAGUUGGGUCCCAAUUGUGUUGUGCACGGCACCCUAGUUGCCGGUUUCUAGAAGUGUACCGAAUUUGAGCUAAAUCGGCCCUGCCAUUUUCAAGAUCUGGAAGCGACCCCUACACGGCCGCACGUGCAGUUGCACCCCAACCGUGACACACGGAAAUACAAACUAACUGACUUGUGCACAGCACCCUACUAACCGGUCUCUAAAGGUGUGCCGA